This is a messenger RNA of Cebus imitator (Panamanian white-faced capuchin), 652 nucleotides long. Its product is annotated as sulfotransferase 1A1-like. Gene Ontology annotation, molecular function: sulfotransferase activity. Gene Ontology annotation, cellular component: cytoplasm. The record is from RefSeq and is a predicted model, not a curated record. The transcript is spliced from 4 exons. Gene Ontology annotation, biological process: sulfation. NCBI's taxonomy places the organism in Eukaryota, Metazoa, Chordata, Mammalia, Primates, Cebidae. The annotation marks the transcript as partial.
AGUCCCAGCCCUGCCACUGACUGGCUUUGUGAGCUCAGGCAAGUCACUCAGCCUCCCUAGGCCUCAGUGACUUCCCUGAAAGUGAGAAUUCUGUACACGGUGUUGUGAUGGUGUUAAGGGUGUGGACCUGGCUCUGGCCCUGACGCAGGAACAUGGAGCUGAUGCAGGACAGCCUCCGCCAGCGACUGGAGUAUGUGAAGGGGGUCCCCCUCAUCAAGAGCUUUGCGGAGGCACUGGGGCCCCUGGAGAGCUUCCGGGCCCGGCCCGAUGACCUGCUCAUCAGCACCUACCCCAAGUCCGGCACCACCUGGGUGAGCCAGGUACUGGACAUGAUCUACCAGAAUGGCGACCUGGAGAAGUGUCACCGGGCUCCCAUCUUCAUGCGGGUGCCCUUCCUUGAGUUCAAAGCCCCAGGGUUUCCCUCAGGGCUGGAGACUCUGAAAGACACACCGGCCCCACGGCUCAUCAAGACGCACCUGCCCCUGGCCCUGCUCCCCCAGACUCUGUUGGAUCAGAAGGUCAAGGUGGUCUAUGUUGCCCGCAACGCAAAGGACGUGGCCGUCUCUUACUACCACUUCCACCAGAUGGCCAAGGUGCACCCUGACCCUGGGACCUGGGACAGCUUCCUGGAGAAGUUCAUGGCCGGAGAAGG